AUCAUUACAAUUAAGGGAAGAAGAAGAGAUAAAUAAGAGUUAAUCUCUAACCAAAUUAAGAAGAAGAGAAGCAAAGAUGGGGUUUGAAAUUAGAUCAUGCUUCUUCUUGUUUCUCUUCUUCCUUGUUGUUGGCUUGGCUUCCUCUUCCCCAACCUACAUCAAAUAUAGCGUGCUUCGUCAGUCUCACGCGCCGGGGCGUGGCCUUCUUCAACAAUAUUUAGUGAAGAAUGAUUGUCCCAUUAAUUUUGAGAAGGAAGACUACACACCCCUUACUAGCCAAUGCAAAGGGCCUCAAUACAAUCCAGCAUUAUGUUGCAAUGGAUUCAAGACAAUUGCAUGCAGAUACACAAACGAAAUAAAUGAUGAGAGCAAUGGGUGUGCUACUGGUAUGUUUAUCUCCAUUAAUGAAAGUGGAAAAUACCCUACUGGUCUUUUUGAGAAUAUUUGCAAGGAAGCAGAAGAAGGUUUAAAGUGUGACAAUGUCAAGAGCCCUGUUGCUCCAAGACAAAAUGUUCAUAGUACACCAAGAUCAAAUCCCAGAGUUGGUAACAGACAAGCAAUUGGUAAACAUUAGGCAAGAAAAAGUUUUAAGCUUUAAUAAUUGCUUGUAAUAGUAUGGAAUUCCAAGUCUUGUACGUACAUUAUUCUGUUGGUUUUGUUACCUCUCAUUUAUUUUGUGAUUUAAAUUUUGUACCCAGUAUUUUGGGAUGUUCGCGAGACUAUAAUGAAUAAGAUCAUUCAUUUUUGUUUUUCUU
Messenger RNA from Nicotiana tabacum (common tobacco), 755 nucleotides. RefSeq names its product GPI-anchored protein LLG1-like. The record is from RefSeq and is a predicted model, not a curated record. Lineage: Eukaryota; Viridiplantae; Streptophyta; Magnoliopsida; Solanales; Solanaceae.